Molecule: messenger RNA, 786 nt
Organism: Branchiostoma belcheri (Belcher's lancelet)
Lineage: Eukaryota; Metazoa; Chordata; Leptocardii; Amphioxiformes; Branchiostomatidae
Product: ATP-dependent DNA helicase Q5-like
Exons: 3
Coding region: 1-786 (261 amino acids)
Biological process (GO): double-strand break repair via homologous recombination
Cellular component (GO): chromosome; cytoplasm
Molecular function (GO): ATP binding; 3'-5' DNA helicase activity; nucleic acid binding
Source: RefSeq, a predicted model, not a curated record
AUGUCCGGGCUCGACAGAGUAAUACAGACCCUGAAGGAUGUCUUUGGACAUGACGAGUUCCGCUCGGAAGCCCAGGAAAACGCAACGAGGGCCGUUGUACGAGCCCGUACCUGUAGUGGGAGGAAGGAUGUGUACAUCUCCAUGCCAACAGGAGCAGGGAAGUCUCUGUGUUACCAGCUGCCAGCUGUCAUGGCUCCGGGCAUCACGAUGGUGGUGUCUCCUCUUAUUGCACUCAUGCAGGACCAGCUAGAACACCUCCGCAAGUUGAACAUCUGUGCAGAGUCUCUCAACUCCAAACUGAGCGCAAAGGAUCGCAAGAGAGUCCUCGCCGACCUUCGCAGCUCCAAACCCAAGACCAAACUCUUAUAUAUCACCCCUGAACUGGCUGCUACACCCGGGUUUCAACAACUCCUGGAAACCCUCAAGACGAGGAGGUUGCUGGCUCACUUAGCGGUGGACGAAGCCCAUUGCGUAUCGCAGUGGGGCCACGAUUUUCGUCCAGACUACCUCAAACUGGGCAGCUUGAGAGAGAAGCUAGAAGACAUCCCCUGUAUCGCACUCACAGCCACUGCCACCCAAACUGUACAGAAGGACAUCAUAAAGAGCUUACACCUGCAGGAGCCUGUGCAGAAGUUCAAGACCAGCGUGUUCAGGCCUAACUUGUUCUAUGAUGUGAAGUAUAAGGAAGUGCUGGAAGAUCCUUAUGAAGACUUGAAAGACUUUGCUGUGAAGGCAUUGGGAGAGGAAGGGGUAGAACCAGUCAAGGCAGUGAGUACCUUGCUUUAG